Penicillium lagena is the source of this 279-nucleotide messenger RNA. RefSeq lists its product as uncharacterized. The transcript has 2 exons. Bases 1 to 279 code for a protein of 92 amino acids. Lineage: Eukaryota; Fungi; Ascomycota; Eurotiomycetes; Eurotiales; Aspergillaceae. The record is from RefSeq and is a predicted model, not a curated record.
AUGAUCACAUUUAGCAGAAGCAGCAUCGUCGACUUCAGCCGGGGCGUCUUUUCCCUGCAGCUACUCCCUGACCUGUUGCUCCUGGUGCGAUCGCGAUCGACGGGGACAGACGCUAGUAGGAGCGCGGCCGUGUGCGUGUUCACACCCUUUUAUCCUGACCAAGUUUGGGGAAGGUACGGCUACGGCUUGUUCCAACCCGUAACCGGCGAAUCGAUUUUCCGGCUGCGGCUUAUGAAUACCGAGUCAGCCCGCUCCGAUUGGGUCGAUUCUUCGUCAUGA